UGCGCAGCGGCGCAGGGCCUGGCGGGACUCGAGCGGCCGGAGACCCCGAGGGGACGCGCCGCCGGGGGAGCGCAGUGUGGGCCUGAGCGUCGUCGCGCUCGCGGGUGGCGGCCGAGCCUCCGAAGGUUCUGGAAGGUUCCAGUCCCUGCAGGAAACGAUGCUCUUCUGGACCUUGCUCCUCGCCGUCGGGUUGCCCUUGGUCAGCAAUCAAAACGAAUCCGUGUCCGCUUGGACCUAUAGUUUGAAAUGCCACGAUUGCUGGGAUAUCAACAAUUUCAACUGUCCUCAAAUUAGGACGUGUCCCUAUCACAUCCGGCGCUGUUUGACCAUCUCUAUCCGGUUGUGCCAACUGCCGUACCUCGCGGGCAUCUGCCCACUGGGGACUCAGUGGUGGACGCCAGGGGACUCCAGCCUUCCUCGCUUCGUCCUGCUCCGUAUCCAGCCCACCAUCCCCGUUGCUGGGCCUCUAGACCAGGAGCGGUUCCUAAGAGCGCGGUAGUUGCUUGGCUGCUGGCCUGCAUAGGCGACAGGUGUGUGGACGAGCACUUCAGAGAGUCUCCAGAGGAGUUCCUCUGGGUGGGCCGGAACGGGAGGGCAGAGAAGCGUGGCGUCCGUAUUUUCCUGCCCCGUGGGCUCUUUCCCUCGCCCCCCAGCCUGAGCUUUGGGUAGACCUGGUUCCGGACUGGCCUUCUGAUCACCAGCCUGCCGUUGAGACUCGUCCGUCUCUCAGCUCCUCCCGCACUCAUGGAAGCUAAAACACCUGCGUUUAAUAACUCAUCCCCGAGGGCUUCGGGGGCUCGCUCGUCCUACGUGACCCUGGUGGACGCCAACGCAGAGAAUUUACGAGAGCCUUCAGAGGGCUGCAACGCUCGGAUAUUUUCUCCUUCAUGUGACUUUCUGACUUCGGGGUUGUGCAAGUAAACCAAAGACCUCUACAGAACACUUCCGAACCUCAGACACUGAGAUGGCCCCACACUCAGACUCAUCGGUGUAUCCGUGGCUGGAAUGACCAGUCUACAGAACCCAACCGAGAGACCCCAGAACGAGUUCCACACAGAUUUACCCACAUGAUAUCGCGCAACGACGCAGACACGGAUGCUGGGGAAAUAGAGCCUUUCAGCUCGAUCUGGCAAAAGUGAACCUUGCCCUAAAUCUCAAAUCAUACAACAAAUACCUCAAAGGGCUGCAUGAGCU
Canis lupus familiaris (dog) is the source of this 1194-nucleotide messenger RNA. Its product is annotated as glycosyl-phosphatidylinositol-anchored molecule-like protein. The transcript is spliced from 5 exons. NCBI's taxonomy places the organism in Eukaryota, Metazoa, Chordata, Mammalia, Carnivora, Canidae. Bases 158 to 499 code for a protein of 113 amino acids. The record is from RefSeq and is a predicted model, not a curated record.